GCUGGUCCUGGUGAUCCUGCUUCCGUACAGAGAGAAAGAGCCUCCACCUACCUUCUAUCCUUCCCUCCCUGGUUCCUCACUCCCUCUCUCCCCCGCGGGCUGGCAGGAUUCCUCGGGCAGAGCAUGCAAUCAGUUCGCAGGGAGCAGCCGCAGCCACAGGAAAGAUGCAGAAGCACAGUCAGAAGGAGCACCUCUACAAACUGCUGGUGAUUGGGGACCUGGGAGUGGGCAAAACCAGCAUCAUCAAACGUUAUGUCCACCAGAACUUCUCCCCCCACUACCGGGCCACCAUCGGAGUGGACUUUGCUUUGAAGGUGCUGAGCUGGGAUGCUGAGACUGUUGUGCGGCUGCAGCUCUGGGAUAUUGCGGGUCAGGAAAGAUUUGGAAACAUGACCAGGGUAUAUUACAGAGAGGCCAUGGGGGCAUUUAUUGUCUUUGAUGUUACAAGACCUGCAACGUUUGAAGCGGUGACAAAAUGGAAAGAGGAUUUGGACUCUAAGUUGGUUCUUCCAAAUGGCAAACCUGUGCCGACAGUCCUCUUAGCAAACAAAUGUGACCAGGGAAUAGAUGUUCUUAUGAACAACGGCAUCAAGAUGGAUCAGUUCUGCAAAGAAAAUGGGUUCGUGGGCUGGUUUGAAACAUCAGCCAAGGAAAAUAUAAACAUCGAUGAAGCUUCCAGAUGCUUGGUGAAACACAUCAUUGCUAGUGAGAGUGAUCCAGUUCAGUCUGAGGAACCAGAUAUUAUAAAACCACACUUGAAUUCAUCCAAGGUUGUCACUUGUUCAGCUUGCUUUAAAUCCUAA
Calypte anna (Anna's hummingbird) is the source of this 803-nucleotide messenger RNA. RefSeq names its product RAB38, member RAS oncogene family (gene RAB38). Gene Ontology annotation, molecular function: GTPase activity; GTP binding. Gene Ontology annotation, biological process: phagosome-lysosome fusion; endosome to lysosome transport. The record is from RefSeq and is a predicted model, not a curated record. Gene Ontology annotation, cellular component: lysosome; trans-Golgi network; late endosome. NCBI's taxonomy places the organism in Eukaryota, Metazoa, Chordata, Aves, Apodiformes, Trochilidae. The transcript has 3 exons. Bases 165 to 803 code for a protein of 212 amino acids.